UUAAUAAAUCUACUUGUUUCUGUUGUAAAAAGAGAUGAUUUUUUUAUGUGAAGGAAAUACAGGAUGGCUUACAAAGAGUAACAUAACUCGCAGAAAUUGGGGAUUAUAAUUGUUAAUGGACAAAGUUUCUUAUACAGCUAAGAAAGUGCCUUCCACAUGUUCUAAGAACCUGGGGAUCACUGUAAAAGAAGAUUUAACACCAUAAGAUGUCGGUUGCCAGCUCAGGAUAUGAUUCAUGGAGUAGGAGAAAAGGGAGGCAACCCAAUGAGAAUCAGUUACGUUCUAAAUCUAGGUCAGCCACACGUUCUCAAACCAACCAUCCAAUUUACUCCGUGUUCAGGAAUCCUCAGGGUUACACAGAAUUAAAUCUGAGCAAGCAGCUUUUAACAGUCGUCCCACAGGAAGUGUCUCAGUUCAACAGACUUGAAGUCCUGAAUCUGUCCCAUAAUGCAUUAGAUGACUUGCCAAGUUCCCUCGCACGGAUUCGAACACUGAAGUUUCUUCUGGUAGCCAAUAACCUGUUAACACAUCUGCCUGAGACGAUCACAAAUCUGACACAUCUGAUAAUGUUAGAUUUAACACAUAACAAAUUAACAAGUCUUCCACAGAAUCUGGGGUCAUUACGAGUCUUACAAACACUCAAACUAGGUCAAAAUCAAUUUGAAACUUUACCACAUGACAUUGGUCACAUGACCAUAUUAAAAGAUCUUGAUCUUCAUAGCAACAAUCUGUGUUAUCUCCCUUUUACAAUUCAAGGAUUACGAAAGCUCAAAUAUUUAAAUCUGGCAAACAAUCGUUUUGAUCAAGUGCCAAUACCAGUCUGUAAUCUGCGUUCACUCAAAGUUCUCAAUUGCCGUGGAAACAAUUUACAAAGCCUUGCACCUGAUUUUGAAGCUCUUACAAAUCUGAGGGAACUCAAUUUAUCCUACAACCGUUUUGAAAGUAUUCCAACAGCUAUUUAUAGUCUAAGUGAACUGAGAUAUCUGAAUUUAGCAGGGAACCAGUUAAAACAUGUGUCCCAUCACCUGACCUGUUUACAAGGACUCCAGGUUUUACAUAUUCAGGGGAAUCACAUUACAUCAUUCCCCGAUGGGUUUGUUCAGAUGCAGUAUCUAAAUAUAGCAUCCAAUCAACUUACAACUUUAUCUGUGGUCAACAGUCGAAGACUGAAAUAUUUAAAUCUGAAAAAGAACAAUCUAGAGAGUAUGCCACUGGGAGUUUACAAUAUUGCUAGACUGGAAACAUUGAAUCUGAAUAGUAACAAAAUCACCAGUGUUUCUAAGGACAUUGUACAACUAAAAAAGCUGAAGUAUUUAGAUCUAGGUGACAAUGUUCUCUCCGGUUUUCCAACUAUAAUUGACAAAAUGAAGAAGCUGGACUACUUCAAUCUGAUUGGCAAUAAUAUAAGUCAUCAAGUCAGACUAAAGAACAAAGAUAAUCCUGAACAUACUCAUUUCCGUAAAGCAAAAAGUGCUCACAAGCAAAAAAUAUCAAGUUCAAGAUUACAAACAAUGCAUCAGUUAUCUAUGAUUGGUUCAACACCAAAACAUUCUCAGAAAUCAAUGUUUUAUGAAUCACAUGACCUAGAUGAACUGUUGCAGAAUGGAUUCUCGAGAAAAUUACUGGAUAACAAUUACGGAUCAGUUAUAAUUCGACGAAAAUCGGAAGACUUUUCUGAUGACUGUUCGUCCUUGACCUUACAGAACCAUUUUAUUCGAGGUAACAAGAGUGAUGCUGGGCACAGUAUUGUUACCUCCAAGACAGAAGAUGACCUGUUUGGAAUAUUAAACCAGUUAGAGACCUUCCUAAAUCAAGAUUUUAGAGACCCAUCUAAUAUCUCUCUGUCGGGCAGGACAGUAACUAGCAGUAUCUGGGACUUUAAUGAGAACAGAUCCAGUCACAAUGUAAUGGGAAUUGUUCUCUCAAGAACUGAGAGUUUCUCUGUCACUGAGGCUGGGGGCAACUUCAUAUCAGCAGUUGAACCUAACAUGUCCAUAUCUAUACCUCCAAAGUCAAUUAGUGGAACAUUACAUGCUAGUCUUAAGAUAAUCAAGGUUGAGAAAGAGAUGUUAAGUAACCUUAGAGAAGACAAUACAAUCAUUGCUAACCUCUUGUCUGUUGGACCUAUUGUCUUCCUCAAGGCUAACAAAGAUACAGACUUCAACCAUCUAGUAACCAUGACAAUACCUUCACCAAAACAAACAUCACAUGGACAUUUAAUUCUACUGACAAUCAGGGAAGAUAACUCAUGCAUACCCACAUCAAGUGGUCACAGACAGAGACAUGGAUAUAUCACUCUAAAUGCUUGGCAACUAACAGGAAAAGUAGCUGUGAUAACCCAGGCAAAAUGUAAAUACAAAGCUUGCAAAUCUAUGGAGAUGUUACUGAAAGUCAUAGAACAAUCUGUAUAGUCACUUGUCAUUUAUAAAACUCAA
This is a messenger RNA of Mytilus trossulus (common blue mussel), 2435 nucleotides long. Its product is annotated as leucine-rich repeat protein soc-2 homolog. The transcript has 5 exons. NCBI's taxonomy places the organism in Eukaryota, Metazoa, Mollusca, Bivalvia, Mytilida, Mytilidae. The record is from RefSeq and is a predicted model, not a curated record. Gene Ontology annotation, molecular function: protein binding. Bases 207 to 2411 code for a protein of 734 amino acids.